Molecule: messenger RNA, 1517 nt
Organism: Pocillopora verrucosa
Lineage: Eukaryota; Metazoa; Cnidaria; Anthozoa; Scleractinia; Pocilloporidae
Product: G-protein-signaling modulator 2-like
Molecular function (GO): protein binding
Source: RefSeq, a predicted model, not a curated record
AUGGGAUCUAGUCUCUGUUCUAGGCUAAGAAAAUGGAGAAAAAAUUUCUCGGCAAAAAAGACUGACGAUAGAGAGACUCUGAAUGUUAAUGGAGACGUUGUCGAUAGAGAAGAAUCGUCGAAAGAAAAGCUCAGGGAGAUUUUAAAAGAGGAAGAUGUUGAAGAAAUAAGAAUCGCUUCGCAAACCAAGGAAGAUCUAAGAGAGCUGAUAGAAGAUCUAAAGCAGCAAUUGGCAAAGCAUCGGUGCAAUAAACCAGAGAAGGAAAAGUUAUUGCUUGAGUUAGGUCACGCUCACUACAAAUUGUGUAAGUUCCCUUCUGCCAAAGAUUACUACGAGCAGUAUUUUAGUCUGGUGAAACGGCAACGUUCGUUAAUUCAUUUACAGAGAGCUUACUGCAACCUGGGAUGUGUUCAUAGAAGGCUCGGUGAUUUCGAAAAGGCCACAGAGUACUUCGAAAAAGGUCUAGCGAUUGCUGAAGAGUUACAAAACAAAAGUUGUCAAGCGAGGAUGUACAACAAUCUCGGAAACAUCUCCGAGAUGCAGCAAGACUUUGAAGGUGCCAUUUAUUAUCAGUCACAAAGGAGAAAGAUUGCCGAAAGUUUAAAAGACGGUAACAGCGUGUCGAAGGCCAACGCGAGUAUUGCUAACGCAUAUCACUGCUUGGGGAAUUUGAGGGCGAGCAUUGCUUAUUAUGAAAGAGUUGUGCUUUGGUUAAGGAGAAAACUAGUUUAUCAGGAGCGACAAAGAAGUAGAUUGGAUCUCGUGUCACAGUUGCCAAUUGAAGACGAACAGUGGGUGUAGGAUAUACUUGAGAAAAAAAAAACAAGAAGCGGUCAAAAGUUGCAGUUUGAAAUAGCUUAAAUUUGAUUUGCGCCAAAUAUUAACACGAGCGUUCGUACAAGUUUAAGCUGCGAUGCUUUCCUUUCGUUUAUGUAAAGUAAUGGCGGGCUAAGCGGUUAAUUUAUUUCCAAUUGAAAUAUCACCAGCUAUCAUAUCUAAUUUACUUAAACAGAGACAUCAUUAAGGUAUGUUGACCUCUUCUACUAAAUAAGAGACGACAGAAAAAGAGCAAGUAAAAUUCUCCAGUGAUUUUUUCUUGCUUUUACUCAUGGAUAUACGAAGCAUAGGAACGGUAAUGUUGGGAUUCGACAUGCAAAUUUCUUAGCCUUGGCCCAGCCUUAGGAGUCUGGGGAUGGCAUGCAUCUUAUCAAAGAUGGCGGACUGAUAGUUAGAUAUGGCGAAUCAAAUAGGGAGAAAUUUUGUGGGGGAAAACGUUUGAUUCUGUGUCUUGGAAUCAUUGGCUUUUAGUAUUAUGACAGUAUAUUCUAAUUAUGUUAUAUGCAGCACAUCCAUGAGUACACCAUAGUGUCACUUUUAUUCGUGUAUUCAUACACCAAAUUUUUUUGUGAAAACCCAUGAACUCGAUUCUAUUCUUGAUUCGACAAACUCCUUUUUAAUUACUUUCUUAGACUCCAAAUUUAACGUGGUUACAAUGCAUGCAUUUUCUUGUCAUGUUU